Penicillium samsonianum is the source of this 564-nucleotide messenger RNA. RefSeq names its product cysteine hydrolase family protein. The coding region runs from base 1 to 564 and encodes 187 amino acids. The transcript has a single exon. Lineage: Eukaryota; Fungi; Ascomycota; Eurotiomycetes; Eurotiales; Aspergillaceae. The record is from RefSeq and is a predicted model, not a curated record.
AUGGACAAAACGGCCUUCCUGGUCAUGGACGUCCAGACCGGCGUUGUUCCGCUCGUCCCCAUCAACGACACAUACCUUCCACUCAUGGCCGACACCAUCAACUCUGCCCGCUCCGCGGGGAUAAAAAUUAUCUACACCGUCGUCUCCUUCCGCCCCUCCCACCCCGAGUGCUCCCCUCGCAACCCUAUCUUCGGGGUACUGGCGAAGUCGAAUUCCUUUGUGACUGGUGCACCAGCUACUGCCAUCCAUCCAUCAAUCGCACCUCUCCCAACCGACAUUGUGGUAGAGAAGAAGAGAGUGAGCGCGUUUUCAGGGAGCGAUCUCGAUAUUGUACUUAGGAGUUUGGGAGUAGAGAAAUUAGUCAUGGCCGGUAUAAUUACAAGCGGUGUGGUCCUAAGUACGCUUUGUGAGGCUGUGGACAAGGAUUUCGAGAUUGUCGUGCUGAGGGAUUUAUGUGUGGACUUCAAAGAGGAAACACAUAGGGUGGUGACGGAUGAUCUGUUCGCAAAACGUGGCACAGUGGUGGGUGCGAGAGACUGGAUCAAGGAGCUGAAGGGAGAAUAA